Molecule: messenger RNA, 834 nt
Organism: Leptosia nina
Lineage: Eukaryota; Metazoa; Arthropoda; Insecta; Lepidoptera; Pieridae
Source: the annotation of a GenBank genome assembly
AUGGUGGUAACAGAACCAUCAACGAACGAUGAUAACGACGCUGAAUCGAAAACUUGCGGGAAGAUAUUGGUGGUGCUGUCCUGGAUUUUGGUUAUUGUUACAAUGCCAUUUUCACUCUUUAUAUGCUUCAAGGUCGUUCAGGAAUAUGAAAGGGCCGUUAUAUUUCGCUUAGGACGUUUGCUCACCGGCGGCGCUAAGGGUCCAGGAAUAUUUUUCAUUCUACCGUGUAUCGACUCCUACGCGCGCGUAGAUCUACGUACGAGAACAUACGAUGUGCCACCGCAGGAGGUCCUCACCAAAGAUUCCGUUACGGUGUCUGUCGAUGCAGUCGUGUACUAUCGCGUACACAAUGCCACAAUAUCCAUCGCUAACGUGGAAAACGCCCACCACUCCACCAGGCUCCUAGCUCAGACUACGCUUCGUAAUACCAUGGGGACUAGGCCGCUGCAUGAAAUAUUGAGCGAACGCGAAACAAUUUCAGGCAACAUGCAAAUCUCGUUGGAUGAGGCGACUGAGGCUUGGGGCAUAAAGGUUGAGAGAGUGGAAAUUAAGGAUGUUCGUCUUCCGGUUCAACUCCAACGCGCUAUGGCUGCUGAAGCGGAGGCUGCUCGUGAGGCUCGUGCUAAAGUAAUUGCAGCUGAAGGAGAGCAGAAAGCUUCUCGAGCUUUACGCGAAGCUUCCGAGGUUAUAGGCGACAGCCCUGCUGCAUUACAGCUGCGCUACCUUCAGACCCUGAACACGAUAUCUGCUGAGAAGAACUCUACAAUUGUGUUCCCGCUGCCGAUCGAUCUUCUGACUUACUUCAUUAAAGCCAAAGAAGAAACGACCGAGUAA